AUAUUGUUUAUUUUUGGUAUCGAACUUUUGAUUUGUUGAAUAAAUUUUGCAUAUCUAUAUUAACAAUCGGUAAUUUUGAGAUCAAUCACUACUAAAAGUAUUUCGAUAUACUUAUUCAAAAUUGACUAUAAAUCUAGUGGUAAAAUUUAAAUAUGUAUGGCUGCUGUUAUCCUGUUUUUAAUGAUUAUCCAUGUUUUCCGGAUCGAUGCUGCAAUAUAUUGCCGCCAAAUUGCACACCAUGCAUGCCAUGCCCUACGUUUCCACCAAUUAUUAAAAAGGAAAAGGUACCUGAUUUUGAAAAAGAAUUGGAGUUGAAAAAACUUUUAGCUGCUAAGUGUAAGGAAUCAAGAAGCUCAAAAAAAACAAAAUCGAAAGGAAAGUCCCGAACGAGCUGCAAGUGCGGCCAAGCAGCACAAACGUCACAAGCGUCACUUCCGAGUUGCCCAAAAAAUUGCGGAAUAUGCAAUUGUUCAAAGGAAAAAGUUACUGGUCAAGAAAGAAAAAGAAUGGCUCCUAUUAGUGAAGAAGAUGAAGAGUGCAGAUGCGAUGAACCGACAAAUCCUUUGCAAGAUUCAAUGGCAAAUUUUCUCACUAUAAUAAAUGAAUCUGUCUGUGAGACAGUUCAGAAAUGCAUAGAUUCAAUGCUUUCUGAUUUCUUUGAUCAAACGCUAGAAAGAUUAAAUGGGCUAUGUACACAAAUGGUACGGAAUGAAUGUUUAAUUAGUAAACUUUACUUGGACGCAAUGGACAGAUUUUCGAGAAUGGAAGAAAGAAAUUGUGAGCAAAUGAAAGCCAUGUGUGAUGCUGUAUCUGAAAAUAUGUUACAGCGUGAAAGUAUGUCAGACCGUCAAGAGCCAGCGCCAAAAAGAAAUUCUUUUCCUAAUAGAAGUGAAGAGAGUAGACCUAGUUUAACGCAAGAAAGUAUAAAGAAAACUUGUCGGAAAGCGUCAAGACAGAGCAAAGAACCACAAAGAUCUCGGUCGAGUAGACAGCAAAAUUUCAUAAUAUCACCAAGAAAAACUUCCGAAUCGAAUAAUUUAGAAACCGAAUAUCCACAAAAUUUGUCAAAAUGUGGAUGCGAUCAGGAUAGGUCGGCCAGGAUGGAUUUUGCUACUAGCACACAAUCUACAAUGAAAUCUCAGGUUCGGUCUUGUAACGAUAAUAAUUGUCCGUACAGAUCACAAAAUUCAAAUCAUAGUACCUGCAGUUGUGCGGAGUCUACGAAUCGAGACAGAAGUGCUAGGCAAAAUGAAUUGUUACUAAAAUAUCGAAAAUUAUCCAACUGUCAAAACAUAUGAUAUUCAUAACUGCAUGUUAGAUAAUUUACAUACUAUAUACAUACUUAACUGAAGUUGAAACUUUUAAAGCCAAAUAAUAUGUAAGUGAAGUUAGCACAUGGACUACAAACUUAAACGUAUGUUAAAGUAUUAACAGUAUUAACUGUCAAAAUAACUUUUUUGAAUUGCAAAAUUUUGGUUGAAUUUUAGAUAAUAGUUUCCUAAGAAGAAGAAAUUGCUAUCUAAUAUUCAUCAAAAAUUUUGCAAUGUUUGAAAAGUAAAACACGUCGAUCACAUAAAUUAUAUUUGCACAAAUGUAAUACAUUAAAUGCAUAUUAUAAAAGUUUAUAGUUGGCUAAAUGUAAACGCUUGUAAUUUAAAAAUUGUAAAUAGUAAAAAAUAAAUUCAUUCUAACUUGUUCGGAAUUCAAGGAAAACAAACAAUAGUGCUAUC
Teleopsis dalmanni is the source of this 1730-nucleotide messenger RNA. RefSeq lists its product as uncharacterized. The record is from RefSeq and is a predicted model, not a curated record. The transcript is spliced from 3 exons. Bases 153 to 1298 code for a protein of 381 amino acids. NCBI's taxonomy places the organism in Eukaryota, Metazoa, Arthropoda, Insecta, Diptera, Diopsidae.